AAGGGAAGUCCCGAGGCGGCCCGUCUGUGCGACCGGAGCUAACGGGAGGCCCAGGCGAGCGGGUCGGCGGGGCGGGGCUAAACACUUUUAAGAUGAGAAAAGUUGAUCUCUGUUUGAGCUCUGAAGGGGCUGAAGUGAUUUUAGCUACAUCAAGUGAUGAAAAACACCCACCUGAAAAUAUCAUUGAUGGGAGUCCAGAAACAUUUUGGACCACCACAGGAAUGUUUCCCCAGGAGUUCAUUAUUUGUUUCCACAAACAUGUAAAGAUUGAAAAGCUUGUAAUCCAGAGUUACUUUGUGCGGACCAUGAGGAUUGAAAAGAGCACAUCUAAAGAGCCAGUUGAUUUUGAGCAAUGGGUUGAGAAAGAUUUAGUACACACAGAGGGGCAGCUUCAAAAUGAAGAAAUUGUGGAUACAUGUGUGGACACAAAGAGGGGUCCAGUGGAGAAGCUCUGAGGUAAGUUACUGAGAGGUAGUACCUGUGAGAAGCCCACACAGAACUGGUCAUGACAGAGGUGACUGGAAGACAAGACAGCGAGGCCAAGAAGACCUGAAGUGAUGCUUGAGAAGAACCUGAUGCAGUCUACAUAUAUGUUUGUGCCUUGUAUAAUAUUAGCCUCCCCCACUCUAUAAUAUG
Messenger RNA from Galeopterus variegatus (Sunda flying lemur), 636 nucleotides. RefSeq names its product heat shock protein family B (small), member 11 (gene IFT25). Bases 93 to 455 code for a protein of 120 amino acids. Gene Ontology annotation, cellular component: intraciliary transport particle B; centrosome; cilium. The record is from RefSeq and is a predicted model, not a curated record. The transcript is spliced from 6 exons. Lineage: Eukaryota; Metazoa; Chordata; Mammalia; Dermoptera; Cynocephalidae. Gene Ontology annotation, biological process: intraciliary transport.